Messenger RNA from Neohortaea acidophila, 1545 nucleotides. RefSeq lists its product as uncharacterized. Lineage: Eukaryota; Fungi; Ascomycota; Dothideomycetes; Mycosphaerellales; Teratosphaeriaceae. The coding region runs from base 1 to 1545 and encodes 514 amino acids. The transcript is spliced from 3 exons. The record is from RefSeq and is a predicted model, not a curated record.
AUGCCGCGAUCGAGACUGGCCGAUGUGACGCAAAGCCUACUUCUCCCUCCUCAGAAGGUCUUCCCCAUUCAAGUUGGCGAUAAAUUAUUUAGCUUGUCGGGCGCCUCAAUUUCAUCUGACGCGCCUUCGUAUAUUUCGCAGUACUUUGUAGAGCAGCUUCGACACAACAAAGACGCGGCGGAGGUCCGCACCCUCUACAUCGACCGCGACCCGGCGACAUUUGCAGACAUUGCACUGCAUCUUCAAGGCUACCAUAUCGAGCCGCGAGACGGACCACAUUUUGUCAAGUUGUUUACAGAUGCACAGUCCUUUUCAUUACCCCGAUUAAAAGCCCGCCUCUUCUCCUCCACAAUCUACAUCCGCAUUGGCGACGAAGAGUUCCAAAUCCCUCGCGAUCUCUUCAAUAGCCCCGGCGACUCGCCGAAUUACUUCUCGCUAGGCUACUCCGUCUUCUUCGCAACCCCAAGAGAUCCGCUCCCAGGCUCGUCCCCGCAAUCCCCUCUUCGUCCACCCUCCAUUCUCCCCCCAACAGUCCCGGGCCGCUCCUCCAAAACCUUCGCCGAUCUAUUGCACGUGCUGAAAGGCUAUCCCGUCGAGAUCCGCAACGAGCAACAUCGUAACGAGCUGCUCCGCGACGCUCGAUACUAUCAUCUCAAAGGCCUGGAGCAGCGCCUCAUCCCGCACCACGUCUCUUACAACCUGGCCAGAGAGACGGCCGAGAUCGUCAUUCGCCUGCAAGACCUACGGCAAUCGGGCGUCUCGUUUGUCGCAGACUCGGAUUCGGCGGAUUCGCCCAACCCCGCCUCUCCCGCCAGUAGCUCGAGCACGACCAAUCCGGGCCCAGGUUGGGUGUACUACCAGCGACCAUACGUGGACUCCGAAGCGAGCAGUCUGAUCAUCGAAAUCGAUGACGAAGAGACGGCGGUACUCACGCUCUCCCCGCGCCGAGCUUCUUCCUCCCCCGCUGCGGCGACGACAGGCCAGAUUACAUUCCACCGACAGACGCUCGCGCGCAUCACGAGUCUCCUGACCGUCAUAGCCAAUAAGAUGAGUCUUCCCGUCACGCAGCCACUAGGACUCAGAAUGCUGGAUCGCGGAGCCGCGACGUCGGCAUCGCCGUCGGUAGAGGCGCCGAGUCCACCGGCUGGCCCGGGCAGUACAGGGCUCAGUGAGGAGGACGUGAAGGUGCGGAUUGGAGCCGAUGCGGACGUGACGCUGAACGGGCGGGCGUGGCGAAUUAACGUCGCCCAAGGCGAAGAUGCAGAAGCGGAGGAAGAAAGCCCCAUGGACGUCGACGACACUACGGGUCAAGCAUCCUCAUCAGUAGCUCGAGGCAAGAAGCGGAAACUCGACGACAACGAUGACAGCAACGACGACGACGAAAGUGAAGGUGAAGAGUGGAUUGUGCGGAAAGCGCAGUGGAGGCUUCGCGUGCAGGUCGCGCCUAGCAGUAUUUCGGGGCUGGAGGUUGUGUUGGGGGCGGUGAAGAUUGACGCUUUUACGAAUGAGAGGGCGCGGAAUGCGGCGCGGGGUUUUUUGGGUUGA